Molecule: messenger RNA, 3808 nt
Organism: Pristis pectinata (smalltooth sawfish)
Lineage: Eukaryota; Metazoa; Chordata; Chondrichthyes; Rhinopristiformes; Pristidae
Product: basic leucine zipper transcriptional factor ATF-like
Exons: 3
Coding region: 276-647 (123 amino acids)
Biological process (GO): regulation of transcription by RNA polymerase II
Cellular component (GO): nucleus
Molecular function (GO): DNA-binding transcription factor activity, RNA polymerase II-specific; RNA polymerase II cis-regulatory region sequence-specific DNA binding
Source: RefSeq, a predicted model, not a curated record
CGCCGGGACCCGGGGUGGGGGGAGACAGACCGGGUCCCGGAGGGGUGGUGGGGGGACACACCGGGUGCCGGACCCAGUUUCUGCGCCGCCUCCCGCUCACCCACAGCGGGUUUUUUUCUGGGGUUUUGCAGAUUCUAUUCCCAGCCGCGUCUGACACAGUUUCCGCCACAAUCACGUGGAUUCCCGGCGAGCGGGGCCGCUCUUUACCAGAAGUGGUUGGUCGGCCUUUAGAAAACUGAGAUGAGCCGCGGGGAGAGGGAGAGGGAGCGGCGGGGAUGGCGCAGGACUCGGACAGCAGUGACUCGGGCUACAGCCGCUACCAGCCGGCGUCCGGCAAACAGGAAAACGAGGAGACAAAGAAAGUGAUGAGGCGGGAGAAGAAUCGUCUGGCAGCCCAGAAGAGCCGUCAGAGACAGACACAGAAAGCAGACACACUGCACCAGGAGAGCGAACAUUUGGAGAGGGAGAAUGUGGCUCUGAGGAAGGAGAUUGCACUGCUGAACGAGGAGCUGAAGUACUUCAGCUCGGUGCUGAAGACCCACGAGAGCCUGUGCCCAGCACUGAGCUCACCGAGCGAAGAGAUGGCUUACCCCACACACAGCCUGCCUCAGGCCCACAGCAACACACCAGCACGGCUUCACCUCUGAGGCAGGACUCUGACAAGCAGCGGGGGUCUCGCCCUGCCCACCCUCCUGCUCCCAGCUCCAGAACUCUUCAGCAGCCUGUCAAUCCUCACCCGUGGUACAGUCGUCAGCACCAGAUCACCCCACAGAUGGAGCAACAGUGUGGGGCUAUGCGGGAGCAGCCCCGAUCCACAGACUGAUGGUGCCUCACUGCCCUGCGGAGGAGCAGGGGCACUGCCUGCUGGUGGUCCCACUGUUUGGGCCCCCAGCUCCCAGGACAGCUGCCUGGACCACAACACAACUAUUUAUUGCAAAGCUGGCAUGGGUAACAUGGGAGCUGGGUGUGUCAGGAUGAGUACAGGAGCCGUGCCGUGUAUCCCAGGAGCCAUCCGCCGGUAACCUCCUGGGACGGACACUGCCUCAGGUCCACUAAUACAAUAUUGCAGAUGCUGGAAAUCUGAAACAAAAGCUGGAAAUACUCAGCAACUCGUUUCAUUUCUCCACCGAGAAUCUCCCACAUUUCCUGUGUUUUUCUUUAAUUGUUCCUCCUGGAAAGCCUGCUGAGUCAGCCCUCGGCAGUCCCAGGACCCUGUGAGUCCCGGCUCGGGCUGUCUCCGCCCCCUCCUGGAGUAGGAGGGAGUGGACUGUAGGUUGGCUUCGGGUGGCUGCUUUGUCCUGGGUGGCACUGAGCUGCCUGGGUACUGGCUCCCCAUGGAGUGCACUGCACCUCACUUCUGAUGUGGAGAUGGGGGAAAACAGCCUCGGGUGCCGGGUUCCCCUCUCCACAAGGUCCUCAGCCCUUUCCCUUACGGGUGCCCCAAAUGACCCUCUCCCUCAACCACCCUUCUGCACCCCCCUCCCCCCCCCCCCUACACACACACCUUCCUGGGCAGUGGCCGACUCUCUUUCCCCCCCCCCCCUCCCCCCCCACCCAGCCAGCAGACCCCGAUACCCCCUCUACCCACCACCGGGGACGGCACUGGUGGGGUAGCCCCAUCUGACAUGCCGAGGAUCCCACCCCUGCCUGUACCUCAGGUGCUGUCCUGUGACAGGGUUGGAGCAGGAGAUGACAGACGGCACACGCUGGGGUCUCAGUCUCACCCCCACAGAUGGGGCAAGCUGGGGUCUCGCCCCCACCCCCACAGAUGGGGCAAGCUGGGGUCUCGCCCCCACCCCCACACACCAGGGUCUCGCCCCCACCCCCACAGAUGGCACACACUGGGGUCUCGCCCCCACCCCAGUACUGGUGCCAUGUGGCAGCUCCAGACUCCACCCCCCAACUGGCCACCCCCCCCCCCCCCCCCCCGAGUGAACAAAUCCCCCCUCGGCUCCUCUCUAAACCUCCUAGACCUUACCUUUGACCCAGGCCCUCUGGACCUGGAUGUCCUAUGAGAAAAGUUUCUCUCUACCCCCCUCAAUGUCGUACACCUUAUCAGCUCCCCCUUAGCCUCCUCUGCUCCACAGCCAGUCUCUCCUCAUAACUGAACCGCUCCGUCCCAGGCGACACCCUGGUGAGUCUCCUCUGCACUCUCUCCAGCGCAGACACAUCCUUCCGAAAGUGUGGUGACCAGGGCCUCACGCAGUUCUCCAGCUGUGGCCUCACCGGUGUUUUGUGCAGUGAAAUUCCAAUAAUUAGUGAUUGACCAUUUGGAAGCCCUGCUGGUUUGGUACCUGGCUCACCAGGUGAUGUUUGCCCCAUUACUGUCGCAGGCUGGGCUCCCAGUUCCCACACUCCCUGCCUACUCAGCAUGUCCCCUCCCUUGGAACUCACCUGGUCCUGUUGAUGUGCUCCCCUGAAACCCACUGCGUUCAGUGAAAUAUUACUGUGUAAAGUAUUUAAAAACUGAAUUAAAACUGUGUUGGCUUUUAUUAGUUAACCACGAUCUGGCCCAGAUGUGCUGGCCUGGAGCUUGCAAAGCCCCGAGAGUGCUGCAUUCACCCAGUGGACUGGUUGGAGCAGAACCUCCUGCUCUUGGUCCGGGGCCCAGAAGCUGCCUUCUAUGAGCUCUGCUGCCACCUCCAGGGAUCCUUGGAUGGUGCAGCAAGUCAUCUCUCCCUCAGACCUGUCCCACCGUCCCCUUUCUGUGUCCCGGCCUCAGGGCUCACAUCUCAUCCCUCAGGAAUUCCAUCAGCCAUUGCCAGAUAGCUGCAGGAGGAGCUGGCAUGGAUUCAAUGGGCCAAACGGCUUCUUCCUGCGAUGGUGUUCCUUUGAUUCCACAUCCUACCAGGGAGUGAUCCGGCCACUUCUAUCACAGGAGCUCAGAAAUUAUACCCAGGGAGGGAGGAGGCCUUUCUGACCAUCAUGUCCCUACUAGUCCACAAGUACUUUAGUUCCUUGUACUUUCCCACAUGUGGCCUCAAGGGCUCGCACACGACGAUGAUAGUUUCUGCUUCUCAGAGUUCCCCGUGUCCUCCACUCGUAGAGUGAACUCCCUUCCAAUUGUUCCACCAGCAGCUUCACCCCCUGCCCCCAACCCCUGCCACCCCCAGCACCACCCAACCCCCGCCCCUGCACUUGCUCUCCACACCCGUUACAUUGCCAUUUAAUCUCCCACAGUCCCCAAUGCGCUGCAGAAAGUAACCCAAGUCUGGGCGGUGUCAUCAGAACCAGAACUCUGCAGCCCCGGCACCAUCCAGUGACCCCACCCUGCACCCUCCCCACUGCUCUGGGCUGCACCUGAGCCCAGUCUAACGGCCCAGCCAGUGUUGAGACAAGAUGCACGGGGAGCGUGUUGGGAAUGUCCAUCACCUCGCACAGGGCCAGGAACCAACCAUCACCAUUCCCAUUUCAGAGUUGCAGCAUCUGCAGUAUUUUAUUUUCUGCUCAGAGAGUGACCCAGUGCAAGUGCUUGCCCACUUGUCCUGGUGAACAAAUCACCGCAUCGACCUCUGCUGCCGCCUUCAGGAAUCUGUUCUGCACCUGCCUCUCUCCGACACCAUCCUGGACUUCACACCGGGCUGUGCUCUCUGGGUACAGCUCUCACUGCCCAGCACGUGUGCAUGGUGUAGAGUACAGGACAUGCCCUGCCGCCCGGGUUAACAUAUGUCCGGGAGAAUCAUCGACAGGGCGAAGCAAUCUGACUGUAGUCCAGAGUGGGGCAGGGGCUCAGCCCCACUCUGUCCCACAAGCAGUAUGACUCAGGGACGAACCGGUCUUCAGUUUACUUUUGAUAAUAAAAUCCUAA